Molecule: messenger RNA, 1815 nt
Organism: Nilaparvata lugens (brown planthopper)
Lineage: Eukaryota; Metazoa; Arthropoda; Insecta; Hemiptera; Delphacidae
Gene: geminin
Product: geminin
Exons: 5
Coding region: 364-936 (190 amino acids)
Biological process (GO): regulation of DNA replication
Source: RefSeq, a predicted model, not a curated record
AUGCUUGAAUUUCAUACUUUUCCAAACAAUGAAAUCAACUCCAAAUAUUUUAAUAGUCAUUCUAAAAUCAUGUGUGAUACAAUUUGACGUGACAUUUGAAUAAAAAUAACAACUAUCAACUACUUUUCCAUAUAAUUGGGGAAUGUUGUCAGAACUGAACUUGACAGUUUAUUUUUGUAAUGAAGCCUUAGCUUACAUAACCUCUACUCUUGUUGAAAAUACCGCGCGUUUUUGCUUAUCGUGUUUCGUGUUUUGUCUAGAAAAAGUUUUUUCGUUGAGUUCUUGUUUUGUUUUAUCAAGUUUUGAAUUUCUAAAAAUCAAUUCAUAUUUAUUUUAAUCCUUCAGAUUCAUUCAUUGUCUAUUAUGAAGACAGAUGUAACAAAGAAAGCUGCUGUAAUCGAUCAACCUGACAAGCAGAUUGAUAAUCAGCAGGAGACUGGCAUGAGACGUAGAACCCUGCAGACUUUACAGGAAGCUGCUGGUGACAAAGAGAACCUUGUUGGAGGAGGCAAGAUGCCAGUAACCGGAAAGGAAGAACCUAAACUCAUCAAAAAAGCCCCGUCUCCGGCUGUAAAAUUGGGGUUGAUUGAGAAGAAAAAGCAAGUGAAAUCAGUGUCUACUCAGCAGAAAAAGAAAGUUAUCACCGUUGAAGAUUUGACGAGCCAGGCGGGGCCGAGUGAACAUUACUGGGAAACGUUGGCUGAAAGAAGAAGAGUUGCCUUGGAAAAAGCUCUUGAAGAAAAUCAAAUGCUUCACGAACGAGUUGCUCUUCUGGAAGAGGAAAACGAACAAUGCAAAGUUCUUCUGGAAGAUAGCAAGGCAGUCAUUGAUACACUGAACGAAAUUUUGAAAGAGACCAAUUCAGAGAAUCUGGAUUCAAGCCUCGAAGAUAAUGAAUCUUCUAUUAUUGAAGCAGAUGAAAGGCCGACCAAUUAAUUGGAAUGAAAUUAAUGUUGAGUUUUUGGAUCAAAAGUGAAGUUAAUGGUUUUGGUUUAUUAUAAGACUACUUGAAUUAGUGAAUUAAGAGGCUAGUUUAGGUAAUAUAAAACGUUUCUCAUAGCAUAUAACUUGUUCCUAGGCUCGACUAGAUUUAUCACAUGUUCCUGUUAUUUCUGAGAGUGUAGUGAUUAUUCUGUAACUUCGUAAAAAUAGUAUGAAAUAAGGCAAAAUUGUGUCCCAAAAAUUGUAAUCACGUUGUCAAUGAGGUAUUAUUGGAGUACAGUACAUGAUAAAUAGAUAUCUGAUAACCGAGGCAAUUUCCCAUCCAAUAAUGGCUUUGGAAACUAAUUUGAUUUUCAGGUUCACUUUUCAAAUAAUGGAUUGCGUAAUUUUAGUAUUUUUCAUAUUCUAAUAAAGUAGUAUGAACUAUAUGGAAAAUUAAGUUUAAAAUUAUUCAUUAUUAUACGGAUGAUCAUUCUGUUCAAUUCUUCUUUAUUUCAUUAAUAAGAAAACUGAACAUUCAUUCGGUCUUAUUUGUUUUCAAAUGGUGACUGACUGUAUUUUUGUUAUUAAUGUGUUAUUAGUGGAUAUUAAUUUAUUACCAUAGUAUUGUCAGGUCAUUUGUGCCGUAUGAAUCAUUCCGAUAAAUUAUACUUCAAGUGAUCGAUUUCUUUGCUUGGAAUUUUAUGCAAAUAGCUUAGUAAUUUAAAGAUAAGAUAAGCCAAAGAAAAUGAGACUUCAAUAUUGCCACUGUGUAGUAUGUAUUGUAUUUGAUAAUGUGCUCAUGGAUAGGAAAUAGCUUACACAUUAUUCUCAUUUCUUAUAUUCGGCAGUAGAUAUUUAGAUUUUUCAAAAAAUAAACGCAUAAAUUUCUUA